Messenger RNA from Taeniopygia guttata (zebra finch), 3192 nucleotides. It is a transcript of the gene TRIM9, whose product is annotated as tripartite motif containing 9. Gene Ontology annotation, cellular component: cytoplasm. Gene Ontology annotation, molecular function: protein binding; zinc ion binding. The record is from RefSeq and is a predicted model, not a curated record. NCBI's taxonomy places the organism in Eukaryota, Metazoa, Chordata, Aves, Passeriformes, Estrildidae.
GGCGGGCGGCAGUCGGCGCUGAGGCGCGGUGCGGUGCGGGUCGCUCCUCGGGCUCCCGCCGCGGCCGCCGCAGCCGCGCCGCCGCCCUCCUCCUUCCCUCCCUUAUGGAAGAGAUGGAAGAGGAGCUGAAAUGCCCGGUGUGCGGCUCCUUUUACCGGGAGCCCAUCAUCCUGCCCUGCUCGCACAACCUGUGCCAGGCGUGCGCCCGCAACAUCCUGGUGCAGACACCGGACUCGGAGUCUCCGCAGAGCCGCCGCGCCUCGGGCUCGGCCGUGUCCGACUAUGACUACCUGGACCUGGACAAGAUGAGCCUGUACAGCGAGGCGGACAGCGGCUACGGCUCCUACGGGGGCUUCGCCAGCGCUCCCACCACGCCGUGCCAGAAGUCCCCGAACGGGGUUCGCGUGUUCCCGCCGGCCGCGCCGCCGCCUCCCGCCGCUCUGGCGCCGCCGCCGCCGCCGCGCAACGCGUGCCUGACGUGCCCGCAGUGCCACCGCAGCCUGGUGCUGGACGAGCGCGGCCUGCGCGGCUUUCCCCGCAACCGCCUGCUCGAGGGCGUCAUCGACCGCUACCAGCAGGGCAGGGCGGCGGCUCUGCGCUGUCAGCUCUGCGAGAAGGCGCCCAAAGAGGCGGCCGUGAUGUGCGAGCAGUGCGACGUCUUCUACUGCGAGCCGUGCCGCCUGCGGUGCCACCCGCCGCGGGGACCGCUGGCCAAGCACCGCCUGGUGCCGCCGGCCCAGGGCCGCGUCAGCCGCCGGCUCAGCCCCCGCAAGAUCUCCACCUGCACCGACCACGAGCUGGAGAACCACAGCAUGUACUGCGUGCAGUGCAAGAGCCCCGUCUGCUACCAGUGCCUGGAGGAGGGCAAGCACUCCAGCCACGAGGUCAAGGCGCUGGGAGCCAUGUGGAAGCUCCAUAAGAGCCAGCUCUCCCAGGCCCUGAAUGGAUUGUCAGACAGAGCCAAGGAGGCAAAGGAAUUCCUGGUCCAGCUCCGCAACAUGGUGCAGCAAAUCCAGGAGAACAGCGUGGAGUUCGAGGCCUGCCUGGUGGCCCAGUGCGACGCCCUCAUCGACGCCCUCAACAGAAGGAAAGCCCAGCUGCUGUCCCGGGUCAACAAGGAGCACGAGCACAAGCUGAAGGUGGUGAGGGACCAGAUCUCACACUGCACCGUGAAGCUGCGCCAGACCACGGGGCUGAUGGAAUAUUGCCUGGAGGUCAUCAAGGAGAACGACCCCAGCGGCUUCCUGCAGAUCUCGGAUGCUCUGAUCAGGAGGGUGCACCUGACCGAGGAUCAGUGGGGCAAGGGGACGCUCACCCCACGCAUGACCACGGAUUUCGACCUGAACCUCGACAACGCCCCUCUGCUGCAGUCCAUCCACCAGCUGGACUUCGUGCAGAUGAAAGUCUCCUCCCCAGUGCCGGCCCCGCCCAUCCUGCAGCUGGAGGAGUGCUGCACCCACAACAACAGUGCCACCCUGUCCUGGAAGCAGCCCCCUCUGUCCACGGUGCAGGUGGAAGGAUACAUCCUGGAGCUGGACGAUGGCAACGGUGGCCAGUUCAGGGAGGUGUACGUGGGCAAGGAGACCAUGUGCACGGUGGACGGGCUGCACUUCAACAGCACCUACAGCGCCCGGGUCAAAGCCUUCAACAAGUCAGGAGUCAGCCCCUACAGCAAGACCCUGGUGCUCCAGACCUCCGAGGACACGCAGUCAGAAGAACAGACCCUCCCUUUUCCAGUGCCUUUGGAAAGAUCGCAGCUGCGUAGAAUGAGUCCUUUCUCCUCCACCCUUAACCUGCAACCCAGCUUCUCGGGGAGAUCCUACUUUGAGCUAAGAUCUUCGGCCCACCAGCUGAGCUUGCAUUCUUCCUUACAGUCCCUGAAUUCAGCCGGAUGCAAUUUUGACACACAAGGAUCGCCUUACUCCCAAUUAGUUGACAUUAAAAAAAUGGUGGCAGUUGCUUGGUUUUCUUUCGACCCUUCCUCUGCCCACGCUGACAUCAUCUUUUCCAAUGACAACCUGACUGUCACCUGCAACAGCUACGACGACAGGGUGGUGCUGGGGAAAACGGGCUUUUCCAAAGGGCUCCACUACUGGGAGCUGUCCAUCGAUCGCUACGACAACCACCCCGACCCGGCCUUCGGCGUGGCUCGCAUCGACGUCCUCAAGGAUGCCAUGCUGGGCAAGGACGACAAGGCCUGGGCCAUGUACGUGGACAACAACCGCAGCUGGUUCAUGCACAACAACUCCCACACCAACAGAACCGAGGGCGGGAUCACGAAAGGCACCACGGUGGGAGUGCUGCUGGAUUUGACCAGGAGGACUCUGACCUUCUCCAUCAAUGAGGACCAGCAAGGGCCUGUGGCCUUCGAGAACCUGGAGGGCCUCUUCUUCCCCGCCGUCAGCCUCAACAGGAACGUGCAGGUGACGCUGCACACCGGGCUGCCCGUGCCCGAGUUCUACGCUUCGCGCUCGGCCAUGCCCUGAGGAUGCUCCCGGAGCCGGCUGCCUCUUCUCGGGGUGAGAGGAGCCAGCCUGUUCCCUGCUGCAGGACAAGGCCAGCCUGCCCAGCUGCCAGGUCCCUGCCCAGCUGCCAGGUCCCUGUUUGGCCCCUGGCCAGAGGUGGGGAAGCAAAUCAGGAAGGAAGAUCCUGGCUUUGGGCCGCUCUCCGGCCUCCGCGCUGUCCCAUGUGUGUGCGCUUCGCUCUUUAGCUCUCCUUGGCUGAUGAAGUACCUAGGUAGCCUGAGCUGUUCUCCUGUGUCCGCUUUUAGGUUUGGUUUUCCUGAUUUGAGUUGGGGUUUUGAAGGGGGGGGCAGUUCUGUCUCACUUUCCCCUCCUGUGGGGCCAGCCCCAGGGACCCCACCACGGGAACGCUUCCGCCCACGCCAGCCUGGUUACUUUGCAGGAUUAUUUCUUUCCCCUGUGGCCUUUCUUGCAGAGCACCCUCGGUCACGUGUAGAGGUGGGUCCUGGAUUACCAGUCAGUCUCCAUGUCCCUACCAAAUCACCCCACUGUGUCCCAUGUCCCCCUGGGGCGCCUCUAUGGGGUGGUGGCAGCCCCUUGGUGGGGUGCCGAAUGCCCAUGGGGCCCCCACACACACCACAGCCAUAGACCGGAGAGCCCUCGCCCGGCUCUUUGGAGAUUAGUGUUUAUUUUUUUAUAGUUGCCAUAUAAAAUCUAGCCUUAAAUUCAA